AUGCCUUCCAAUGCUGGCACUUCGAAAGUGGUGCGUCGAACAGAGUAUCAAUCCUUAGAUGCGCGCGACUCCGACGAUGAAUAUACCCCGUCUGAAAGAGGAACCGCGUCCGGUAUCGCGGAGACUCGCAAGCCCGAUGCAAUGAACGAUCCAUAUUUUGAGGAUCUUCUCUCAAGUGGCGACGAGUCCACUUCUCAAGACGACGCAAACGUGAAGCUACUCCCGAUCGCGAAGAAUGUCCAAAAGAAGAGAAAGGGAAAACAUGUUCAAUUCACCCCUGACGCAAGCUCAGCGAGCGGCGACUACAUUGAUGGGCCCGGUGAACCACGCGAUGUCGGCAAGGCGAUUGAGAAUAUGCUGAGCAGAGAGCGAGACAUUUUGUCAGAGACCUUCGACGAGGACCUUGACCGUGCUUCGCAUCUCAUGCUUGAUGAGGUGGACAGUGACGAGUACGGAAUACCGACACACAAAGACAAAAGAGCUUUCGGCUAUGGAGGCAGGAAGCGAGGCUGGGCCGCCGGCAUCAAAUCAUUGUUGCGCAUCUCAGCUUGGUGGCAUGUUUUCCCAUUGAUCGCCGUUGGCAUACUGUUGAUGUGGCUUGCCACGAAGGGCUUGCCGUGGGUAUUGGGUGGUAAAGCCCCGAAAGCAUAUUCACCCGUUCCUUGGUAUCCGACCCCUCUUGGUGGGACAAGCGGCGCAUGGAAGGAGAGUUACACCAAAGCCCAUGAUCUUGUCGAGCAAAUGGAACUUGUGGAGAAGGUCAACAUCACAACCGGGACCGGGUGGAAGAUGGGACUUUGCGUUGGCAAUACCGGACCCGCCAUGAACGUCGCAUUUCCCUCCCUGUGUCUCCAGGACGGUCCACUAGGUCUGCGAUUUGCGGACAACAUCAGCGCGUUUCCCGCUGGAAUCACCACAGGCGCAACUUGGAAUCGAGAGCUCAUGCAUCUACGAGGUCUUGCGCUCGGCCAAGAGGCUCGGGCUAAAGGUGUUAAUGUUCUUCUUGGACCCUCCAUGGGACCCCUGGGCAUGAUGCCUGCCGGCGGUCGCAAUUGGGAAGGUUUCGGAUCAGAUCCCGUUCUACAAGGGGUGGCCGCGGCUGAGACCAUUCGAGGUAUCCAGCGCAAUGGCGUGAUGGCAACUGCCAAGCAUUGGUUGAUGAAUGAGCAGGAACACUAUCGUCAAGCUGGAGGGGAAUGGGACACUGAACAUGCGAUUUCAUCUAAUGUUGACGAUCGUACGCUCCACGAAGUCUUUGCAUGGCCCUUUGCAGAGAGUGUGCGUGCAGGUGUGGCCAGCGUCAUGUGCUCGUACCAAAAAGUGAACAACAGCUAUGCAUGUGAAAACAGCAAACUGUUGAACGGUAUUCUAAAGGAUGAACUAGGCUUUCAGGGAUUCGUCCAAUCAGACUGGCUUGCUCAGCGAUCUGGUGUGCAAAGCGCGUUGAGCGGCCUCGACAUGAGCAUGCCCGGUGAUGGUGCGGCUUGGGAAGACGGCGAGUCGUUCUGGGGCAAGCGAUUGACCCAAGCUGCACUCAACGCUUCCGUCCCUAUGUGGCGUCUUAAUGAUAUGGCCACUCGUGUUGUUGCAGCCUGGUAUCACUUCCGACAGGACUCCUGGGACCAGCCACCGCCAUUAGGAAAAGGUGGACCUAACUUUUCCUCUUGGACUCACGAGAAAAUGGGUGGCUUACACCCAGGCAGCAAAGAUGACUCAACACACGAAGUGGUCAAUCACUACGUGAACGCGCAAGCGACCGGCGCCGAAGAGGUAGCCCAUUCACUGAUCGCUCGAAAGGUAGCCGCGGAAGGCAUCGUUCUUUUGAAAAACAUCAACAACACUUUGCCUCUUUCGCGGACAGCCACUGGACCAGCGGAGCGCUAUCGCGUUGGAGUGUAUGGCGAGGAUGCGGGUCCUGGAGAGGGCCCGAACGUUUGUGCCGAUCGAGGAUGUAAUCAAGGCACUUUAGGAUCUGGCUGGGGAAGUGGUGCUGUCGACUUUCCGUACCUCGUUUCCCCGUGGGAGGCACUGCGCGUUGCUUGGCCAUCUGACAAGAGCGAUGUGCGAGGUUUCUUUGGCAAAGAUGUGGCUUUGAAGCACCUGGUUGAUCAAGACCUCUGUCUGGUCUUCGCCAAUUCUGAUGGAGGCGAAGGCUUCAUUCACGAUGGUGAUAUAUUCGGUGACCGCAACAACCUUGAGUUGCAACAGGGUGGCGCUAAGCUCAUUGAGCGAGUCGCCACCAAUUGUGGUGGUGGACAAGGCAAAACGAUUGUGGUGAUUCACUCUGUAGGCCCUGUGGUCAUGGAGUCUUGGAUCGAUUUACCCAGCGUACACGCAGUUCUUUACGCAAAUUUGCCAGGACAGGAGAGUGGUAACGCCCUUGUCGAUGUGCUAUUUGGCGAUGUCGAUGCUAGUGGCCGUUUGCCCUACAGCAUUGGUCAGUCUCUCGACGAUUACGGCCCAGGAGCCAAAGUGCUGUAUUCGACGAGAGACAGACAGCCGGAGUUUAUGUUUGAUCAGGGUCUUUACAUCGACUACCGAUACUUUGACAAGAACAACAUUGCUCCUCGUUUUGAGUUCGGCUUUGGGCUGUCAUAUACUACCUUCAACAUCUCCUCCCUCAAUGUCAAGCUCCUUCGUGACAAGUCCCGACUUCCAGCAGCACGGCCAAAGGACGAGAUUGAUCCGCCAACUUACGACAGCAAGCCUCCGGCCGAAGCUUCAGCUCGAUUCCCUGAAGGUUUCAAAGCUCUUUCGAAAUACAUAUAUCCUUAUAUAGAGGAUGGGAGUGGAACAAAGCCUGGCUCGUACCCUUAUCCCGACGGUUACAAGACUCGCCAGCACUUGUCUGAUGCAGGUGGUGGACCGGGCGGUAACCCGUCUCUCUACGAUGAGAUGCUUUCCAUUUCGGUCGACGUGAGCAACACAGGCCUGCGGCCAGGCAAAGAAGUUGUGCAGGUAUAUCUCUCUUUCCCCUCACAUGUUUCAGAAAACCGUGGUCUGGGCCAAAAGCGUGAAAACAUCGAGUUCCCCGAUCGGGUUCUUCGAAAUUUCACCAAGAUUUCCCUCGAGCCGGGACAGACCACAACAGUGAACAUGACGUUGUCGCGGAAAGACUUGAGUUAUUGGAGCGUUCGAGCUCAGAACUGGAUCAUGCCAACUGAGGGCACAUUUCGUGUCUGGGCAGGUCGAAGCUCUCGAGAUCUGCCGCUGGUCGCGGAGUUCUAA
Messenger RNA from Penicillium diatomitis, 3228 nucleotides. RefSeq names its product beta-glucosidase. Gene Ontology annotation, biological process: glucan catabolic process. Lineage: Eukaryota; Fungi; Ascomycota; Eurotiomycetes; Eurotiales; Aspergillaceae. The record is from RefSeq and is a predicted model, not a curated record. The transcript is spliced from 2 exons. Gene Ontology annotation, molecular function: beta-glucosidase activity. The coding region runs from base 1 to 3228 and encodes 1075 amino acids.